Messenger RNA from Ostreococcus lucimarinus CCE9901, 591 nucleotides. RefSeq lists its product with no specific name. Lineage: Eukaryota; Viridiplantae; Chlorophyta; Mamiellophyceae; Mamiellales; Bathycoccaceae. The coding region runs from base 1 to 591 and encodes 196 amino acids. The transcript has a single exon. The record is from RefSeq and is a predicted model, not a curated record.
AUGGUACGUGCGCCCGGGGUAUGGGGUGAUGGGCUGCAUUGGCGCCACCGCGCGGUGCCAAAUGUCGAGAACGCGGCGAGUCGAGGGUGCGAGUUGACGCAAGAACGAUACGGACGACGGAUGCGCGAUCGCAAGAGCAACGCUUACAUGGUCGAAUUAUUUGAAACAGCGUCAUCGUCUUCCUCGACGUCGCUAAAUCGGUUCGAUCUGUUUCAUGCGCACGCGUUUGCUUGGCGGGCGACGAACGAGUCGUCUGUGGUUCGACUCGGAAUCUUGUUUCACGCGAAAGAGUAUCCGGCGAAGGACGAUGAAAACUUCCCCAUUGAUCUAGGAAAAUGCCAAUGCGACUCCACAUUGUGUUUGGACGAAAAAGGCAUGAGCCAACGCAACGUGCUUUGGUUAUCUCUGGACUCCUGCGCGUUGUUGGCUUGGUUGGACACUUCGAGCGAGUCCUUGCGAGAACUUCUUACUGUCCCAGAGCUUCACACGACGUUUGAAGGUGAUUUUGGCGCGAUACAAGGAGACGUGUAUUACUUUCACUCGCUGAAGAAUCGUAAACCGAGCGAAAGACUCUUCAUCAUUCCGCGUUAA